AUAUCUGAAAAAUUACAUUACCAUUUGAAGAUUAUAUCUGAUAAAAAUAUUAUUGGAAGUCAACUUGUACGACGAAAUGAUGAAAUAGCCUUACUUUAUGAAAAGUUGAAACUGCUUGAAGACAAGUUGAACAAAGGCCAAAUUGUUUAUAAUAGAAGACUUGAAGACAUACGCAUACUUAAAAUGGAAGUUCGCAAACUGAGAUGUACAAAUCUUUACAUGUCUAAAGGGUUGGAGACCAUGGAAGACAAAAGGCUGGUAUAUUUUAGAUAUUUCGUUGACAAAAUAUUUAGAAUUCAGCAAGAAAAUCUUUUAGUCAGAACUAGAUGUAAAGUCUUAGAAGAUGAGUUGGAAAAUCCGUUAAACAUCCAUAGGUGGAGAAAAAUCAAAGGAAGUGAUCCCAGUUUAUACGAAAUGAUAUUGAAGAUGCAGUGGCUCCAAAAGAGAUUGAUAAAGAAAACUGAGCUAGUAGUGCAAAAAGAAAAAAUAAUAAUUGAAAAGGACCUAUUAUAUGACGAACUUAAAAAAACAAUGGCCCGACAGUCAGGUCCUGAAACGCUUGAAGAGUUAGUUUUUAGCAAAAAUUGCUUAAGGAACGCCAACAAUAAAAUUAAAGUAAAUUUCAAAUUGCGUUCAUCGUUCGUAAACAUAUAG
Messenger RNA from Helobdella robusta, 654 nucleotides. RefSeq lists its product as hypothetical. NCBI's taxonomy places the organism in Eukaryota, Metazoa, Annelida, Clitellata, Rhynchobdellida, Glossiphoniidae. The annotation marks the transcript as partial. The record is from RefSeq and is a predicted model, not a curated record. The transcript has 3 exons. Gene Ontology annotation, cellular component: cytoskeleton.